Messenger RNA from Ceratotherium simum simum (southern white rhinoceros), 2468 nucleotides. Lineage: Eukaryota; Metazoa; Chordata; Mammalia; Perissodactyla; Rhinocerotidae. The record is from RefSeq and is a predicted model, not a curated record.
AGGAGUCUCCCGAGGCGGCGGCGCGGUGAUGUCACCUCUGGACGAAAAUAGAGAGGGAUCGCCUGCAAAUCCCUAGCUCCGGCGGGGCUAAACCUUGCAAUCCCUCCCCGGCCGGCGCGAAGCCAGGGCGCAGCGGCCUCCACCGCCUCCCCCGGCGCGCACACACUCGCACACGCGCGCACGCACGCACACACUCCCCUGCACACUCACCACUCACACACUCACCGUCCUCCUCUGCCGCCCCCCUCCCUGCCCGCGCUCCGCCACUCGCCGCGCCUGCGAGCCCCGCGGCAAACACAGGUGGCAGCGGCGGCAGCAGGGACGCACGGUUCCAGCGCGCCCUCCCGCAGCCCCGGGGGUGGUGCUCUUUCGGGGAAGCCACCCUCCGAGCCCGCCGAGCGCCCCGCCGAGCGCCACCGAGGCCAGGGGAGGGGAGCGCGGGGCGCGCGCGGUGGAGAGCAGAGACGCGGAUUAGCGCUCGCUGGAGCCUCCUGCGCCCGUGGAGGCGCUGAAGGGCUUACCCCGGAGGAGGGGUGGAAGGGCGGGGAGAGGCUCCCCCUUAAAUACCGCGCCCCGCCACACUCUCGCGCUCACCCCGGCGCGCGCUCACUCCUUCGCCGCUGCCGGAUUGUUCCGAAGAGGAGGGGGCGUUCCCCAGACCAUGGCAUCCACCGAAGGUGCCAACAACAUGCCCAAGCAGGUGGAAGUGCGCAUGCACGACAGCCAGCUCGGCUCCGAGGAGCCCGGGCGCCGGCACCCGGGGCUGCGCCUGUGUGACAAGCUGAGGAGGAAUCUCCUGCUCACACUGACUGUGAUUGGUGUCAUCCUGGGGGCAGUAUGUGGUGGGCUUCUUCGCCUGGCAUCUCCUAUCCACCCCGAUGUGGUUAUGUUAAUAGCCUUCCCAGGGGAUAUACUCAUGAGGAUGCUAAAAAUGCUCAUUCUCCCUCUAAUCAUCUCCAGUUUAAUCACAGGGUUGUCGGGCCUGGAUGCUAAAGCCAGUGGGCGCUUAGGCACGAGAGCCAUGGUGUAUUAUAUGUCCACGACCAUCAUCGCCGCGGUGCUGGGGGUCAUCCUGGUCUUGGCUAUCCACCCAGGGAACCCCAAACUCAAGAAGCAGUUGGGGCCUGGGAAGAAGAACGAUGAGGUGUCCAGCCUGGAUGCCUUCCUGGACCUUAUUCGAAAUCUCUUCCCUGAAAACCUGGUCCAAGCCUGCUUUCAACAGAUUCAAACAGUGACGAAGAAAGUCCUAGUGGCACCUCUGUCAGAUGAGGAGGGCAAUGCCACCAACGCUGUCAUCUCCCUGUUGAACGAGACCGUGACGGAGGCACCUGAGGAAACGAGCGUGGUCAUCAAGAAGGGCCUGGAGUUCAAGGACGGCAUGAAUGUCUUAGGUCUGAUAGGAUUUUUCAUUGCUUUUGGCAUCGCCAUGGGGAAGAUGGGAGAGCAGGCCAAGCUGAUGGUGGAAUUCUUCAACAUUUUGAAUGAGAUCGUCAUGAAGUUAGUGAUCAUGAUCAUGUGGUACUCUCCCCUGGGUAUCGCCUGCCUGAUUUGUGGGAAGAUCAUUGCAAUCAAGGACUUAGAAGUGGUUGCUAGGCAACUGGGGAUGUACAUGGUCACAGUGAUUGUGGGCCUCAUCAUCCAUGGGGGCAUCUUUCUCCCUUUAAUUUACUUUCUAGUGACCAGGAAAAACCCCUUCUCCUUUUUUGCUGGCAUUUUCCAGGCAUGGAUCACUGCCCUGGGUACCGCUUCCAGUGCCGGAACUUUGCCUGUCACCUUCCGUUGCCUGGAAGAAAAUUUGGGGAUUGAUAAGCGCGUGACCAGAUUUGUCCUCCCAGUCGGAGCAACCAUUAACAUGGACGGGACAGCCCUUUAUGAAGCGGUGGCCGCCAUCUUUAUCGCCCAAAUGAAUGGUGUUGUCCUGGAUGGAGGCCAGAUUGUGACCGUGAGCCUCACAGCCACGCUGGCGAGCGUCGGCGCCGCCAGUAUCCCCAGUGCCGGGCUGGUCACCAUGCUCCUCAUUCUGACAGCUGUGGGCCUGCCGACAGAGGACAUCAGCCUGCUGGUGGCUGUGGACUGGCUGCUGGACAGGAUGAGAACUUCAGUCAAUGUUGUGGGUGACUCUUUUGGGGCUGGGAUUGUCUAUCACCUCUCCAAGUCUGAGCUGGAUACCAUUGACUCCCAGCACCGAGUGCAUGAAGAUAUUGAAAUGACCAAGACUCAGUCCAUUUAUGAUGACAUGAAGAACCACAGGGAAAGCAACUCUAAUCAAUGUGUCUAUGCUGCACACAACUCGGUCAUAGUAGAUGAGUGCAAGGUAACUCUGGCAGCCAACGGAAAGUCAGCUGACUGCAGUGUUGAGGAAGAACCUUGGAAACAGGAAAAAUAAGGACAUGACUCAGCCAAUUCUUGAAUAAACUCCCCAGCAUAUCUUAUGGUAAAAGAGGAUAUACACAAGCGUUCUUUAAAAA